Molecule: messenger RNA, 899 nt
Organism: Myotis daubentonii (Daubenton's bat)
Lineage: Eukaryota; Metazoa; Chordata; Mammalia; Chiroptera; Vespertilionidae
Product: HAUS augmin-like complex subunit 4
Exons: 1
Coding region: 1-885 (294 amino acids)
Source: RefSeq, a predicted model, not a curated record
AUGGUCCCAGGUGGAGGUGGUCCUUUUAGCAGGAAGAGGAAGCAGUGCCAAUGCACAAGCCAAGAGCUGCUUGUGGACUACUAUGUGAAGAUACAAGACAUCAAUUUAACUUCUGAGGACAAAAAGUUUCAUGAGACCCUUGAACAGCAGCUGCUUGUGACUCAACUAACACAGCUCCUAGGUCCUAGCCAGGAGAGGGUGAUGCCUCCACUGCUAGGACUGGAGAAGGCAUAUCUUCUGGAGCUCAUGCCACCCUCAGAGGAUUUUGUGUGGAUGAGACCUCGGCUCCCACUGGAAGUGGAGGAGCAACUCAAGAAGAAAUGUUUCACUCUGCUUUGCUACCAUGAUCCUAAUUCCAAUUCAGAACAUGAAACCCUGAAGGAAGCAAAGGCAUGGAAACUGGCAGAGAUCCUGGUGAGUGAGAAGCAGCAGUGCCAGGAUGCCAAGAGCCAGCAGAAGGAGCAGGUGGUGUUGCUGGAGAAGAGUUCCACCUACUCCCAGGUGCUUCUCCGCUGCUUCGCCUUACUGCACAGAUUGCUUCAGGAGCACCAGCUGAAGACUCAGUCUGAGCUAGACCACAUCAAUGCCCGGUACCUGGAGAUCAAGUGUGGUGCCAUGAUCCUUAAGCUGAGGAUGGAAGAGCUAAAGAUUUUGUCUGACACUUACACUGCUGAGAAAGUAGAAGUUCAUCAUCUCAUUAGGGAUCGUUUUAAAGGAGCCAUUCAGCUACAAGAACAGGACAUGGAGAAGUCCCAACAGGUCCUAAACACCUAUGAGGUCCUUGGGGAAGAGUUUGACAAGCUGGUAAAAGAGUACACCCAACUCAAGCAGACAACUGAGAACAGGCGUUGGGCACUCCAGGAGUUCAGCAAAGCCUACCGCUGAAUGUUGGCAGGCCA